This is a messenger RNA of Chelonia mydas (Green sea turtle), 2972 nucleotides long. It is a transcript of the gene GDPD5, whose product is annotated as glycerophosphodiester phosphodiesterase domain containing 5. Lineage: Eukaryota; Metazoa; Chordata; Testudines; Cheloniidae. The transcript has 18 exons. Bases 517 to 2316 code for a protein of 599 amino acids. The record is from RefSeq and is a predicted model, not a curated record. Gene Ontology annotation, molecular function: glycerophosphodiester phosphodiesterase activity. Gene Ontology annotation, biological process: positive regulation of neuron differentiation; lipid metabolic process. Gene Ontology annotation, cellular component: plasma membrane.
GCUGCCGCUGUACUCCGCGGCUGCCGGCCAGGGGUGCCAGCGGGAGGCUGCGCGGGCCGCGGGGGCGCUGAGCGAGCGGAGCCGGCCGGCUGCAGGCUUCCUCCUCCUCCUCCCCCCGCGGGCUCUGCCGCCGCUCCGGCCCCGCGCCCGGCUCGCCUCCCCCGCCGGCCCGCUCCCGGAGAGGCGCCGAUCGCAGCGCCCCGGCGCCGGGGAGGAAGCGGCAGGUCCCCCGCUCUGCGCGGCUCCGCGUCCCCGGAGGAGCCGGGCGAGGUGGGGCGGCCCCGGGGGGACUCCUCGCCGGGAGCAGGCGCCCGGCCGCGGGAAGUUGCCGGGAGUGGCUCGGAGCUGGUGGCUUCCCCAGCACUGGCAGCACAGUGGGUCUGUCUCCCUUAAGUCACUCUGAUUCCUUAAAGUUGUUCUGGCUGAAACUUUGACAGUACGGAUAAGUCAACUCAAAGGGCACUCCCAAGACCUGAUGGAUUUCUGAUAGUGUGCUCCUGAAGAGCUGGGAAGAGCAUGGUUAAACACCAACCACUCCAGUACUACGAGCCGCAGUUAUGUUUGUCAUGCCUGACCGGGAUCUAUGGCUGCCGUUGGAAACGGUACCAGCGGUCACAUGAUGACACCACAAAGUGGGAGCGACUCUGGUUCUUAAUCCUCACCUUCACUUUCUUCCUGACGCUGGUCUGGUUUUAUUUCUGGUGGGAAGUUCACAAUGACUACAAUGAAAUCAACUGGUAUUUAUAUAACCGAAUGGGAUAUUGGAGUGACUGGUCCAUUCCAAUACUUGUAACAGCUGCUGCUGGCUUUCUGUAUAUCACAGCGUUAUUGAUUUUAGCACUAUGUCACAUAGCUGUGGGACAGCAAAUGAACCUACACUGGCUCCACAAGAUCGGCCUGAUGGCGACCUUGGUAGUUACCGUAGUAACCAUGUCUUCUAUAGCACAACUUUGGGAUGAUGAAUGGGAGAUGGUAGUUAUUUCAAUGCAAGCCACAGCUCCCUUUCUGCACAUAGGAGCCCUGGCUGCAGUCACGGCCCUGUCUUGGUUGAUAGCUGGGCAGUUUGCAAGAAUGGAAAAAGCCACUUCACAGAUGUUGAUAUUCACUGCAUACUUUGCCAUCGUAGUUGCACUUUACCUCGUUCCCCUCACUGUCUCUUCCCCUUGUAUAAUGGAGAAGAAGGACCUGGGACCAAAACCUGCCAUCAUUGGCCAUCGUGGUGCACCAAUGCUGGCACCAGAAAACACUCUGAUGUCCUUCCAAAAAGCAGUGGAGCAGAAAAUACAUGGAGUGCAAGCUGAUGUAGCGAUAAGCUAUGAUGGGGUGCCAUUCCUUAUGCACGACAAGACACUCAGGAGGACAACUAAUGUGGAGGAAGUGUUUCCAGAACUGGCCUACGAGCAUUCUUACAUGUUCAACUGGACUGACCUGGAGAGGCUUAAUGCUGGAAAAUGGUUCCUAAGGAGUGACCCCUUCUGGACUGCUGGCUCCCUCUCGGGUUCAGAUUACCUGGAAGCUGCAAACCAAUCGGUCUGUAAGCUGGCUGAUAUGUUGCAGAUCGCCAAGGACAACAUGUCAGUGAUCUUGAACUUUCAGGACCUGCCACGAGAUCAUCCAUACUACAGCACUUACAUCAACAUUACUCUGCAAACCAUACUGGACUCCGGGAUCCAGCAGCAGGCUGUGAUGUGGCUGCCCAACACGGAGCGGCAGCUGGUGAGGCAAAUUGCGCCAGGUUUCCAGCAGACUUCUGACAUCAAAGCAGACGCGGAGCGCUUGAGAGACAAAGGCAUCAAACAGCUGAACCUGCGGUACACUAAGGUCACCAGUGAGGACAUCAGGGAAUACGCCGCCGCGAACCUGAGCGUUAAUCUCUACAUUGUGAAUGAACCAUGGCUGUACUCUAUCCUGUGGUGUGCUGGUGUUCAGUCUGUCACGUCUGAUAGCUCACAAAUCCUUAGCAAGGUGCCUUUUCCCGUUUGGCUAAUGCCUCCACACGAGUACAAUCUAAUCUGGAUAACAGCUGAUCUCAUUUCAUUUACCAUAAUUGUAGGAGUUUUUAUAUUCCAGAACUAUCACAUGAUCAGAUGGCGUCUGGGAAGCAUAAGGACCUACAACCCGGAGCAAAUCAUGCUCAGUGCUGCUGUCCGCAGGUCCAGCAGGGACGUCAAAAUCAUGAAGGAGAAAUUGAUCUUUUCAGAAAUAAACAACGGCAUGGAGAAUGCAGAUGAGCUGUCGCUGUGUUCUGAAAACGGUUACUCCAACGAGGGUAUCGCCUCCUUGGAUCGUCGGGACAUGAAGCUACGCAUGGACUGAGGAAUUAAAGGCCCAUGGCACGACACCCUCCCCCCCGCAGUACUCCGGUCUGCGAUGGGUGGUAUUCACGCUGUCUGGGAUGGGGGGACACUCUGUGGAACUACCGGACAUGCAGAGACCCCGUCUAUUGCUCUUGUUGCUGGCUCCUGACAUACUCUGGACUGUGAGGCUGGGGCAGCUUUUUGUAAAUAUGUAGAAAGUCCCUUUUUUGUCUCUUUUGUGUAUUUUGGGGGGUUGUAUGUAUUUCUUCCAGGGCACGAGUGGGAAUAACUUGUGCAUUGAAACAGGAACAUUUUGGCUGAAUCUGAUGAAAUAUUGAGGUGGCAUCUUGGACACUGGGGGAGACAGGUGGGGCAUGGACCUGAUCCUCCCCCUCCACUCCACUCUUCCCCUUGGUGCAGCGAUUGUUAGCUGAACUUGUUUAAAAACUAUGUUGUGACGUUCUUGUGACGUAUCAUUUCUUUUUCUGGCUAAUGAAGUUUUAACUAAUCAGAUAGAAGGCUGUUCAGAGCUUCCUAGCAGGAGGGAAGGUGCUGCUCCCAGAGCAGUGUUCGGAACGAGCGGAAGGAAUCAGGUUGGCUGACUCACUUUCACGCCUUCCCCCAGAAUAGCAGGACCGAAGCAUGCAGGGAUCAUAUGAAAUAUAUGAUAGAAAG